This is a messenger RNA of Dentiscutata erythropus, 194 nucleotides long. Lineage: Eukaryota; Fungi; Glomeromycota; Glomeromycetes; Diversisporales; Gigasporaceae. The record is from the annotation of a GenBank genome assembly.
GCAGUGAUCGUAUUUGACAAAAUUGGACCAUUGGAUUCGAUGUCCAAUCAAUGUUCAAUUAUGGGUCCAAUCAAUUGGACUUUGAACAUCCAAAUUAUUGAAUUUUGGACGUCCAAUAUCCAAUUCAAUAACCAAUCAAAACUAUUGGAUUAUGGCACUAUUGGAUAUAACAACACUGAAUCAAUGUCUCACGA